CAGAGAUGUCUGCUCAGCCCAGAUAUUAAACUUGAAACACUGAAGGAAGAUAUAAGAGAUUUUUUGAAGUCCUCUGGUUGGGAGAAAAAACUUCAAAAUGCCGUAUACCGUGAACUUACUGUACUUCCAGCUCCUUGUCACCCAGCAGCACCAGCUGAACACAUUAAGGAACCUCUGGCCUACAUGAGAAGGGCUCAGGCAAGCUGGGAGAAAAGAGUACUGAAAAGUUUGAACAGUAUGUGCACAGAGCUGAAUAUUCCCCUUGCACGUAAGAGGCCAGUUGAAGAGCAAAAAGAGUUACUUAAUAAAUGGAAUGAAAUGGGAACGGAUGAACCAGACUUAAACCUUUUUAGACCUGUGUAUGCACCUAAGGACUUUCUUGAGGUGCUUAUUAAUCUUCGUAAUCCUAACUAUGAUACUGAUCAGACAAGUUUUAGGGCUCAACUUGGCCUGAUUCAGGUCCCAUUAAAAACUAAAGACAUCCCGGAACUGAGAGAAUUCUUUGGGGAACUUAACUUAAACACAGGUCAGCUAGGAGUGGAUGACUCUACGCCAGUCCCACCAGUCCUAGAAGAACAUGACAGUGCUGCAGCUCAGCAGUAUGUGCGCCAAGGAUGCUCAACAGCCCUCCGUGCUGAAUUAUGGGCACUCAUUCUGAACAUCUCAGACCAACCAGAGGUAAGAAAGAAAGCAUCCAGUCUGUGAAAGGCAAGAAUGAACUUGAAAGGGGCUUUAUCUGCAAAGAU
Messenger RNA from Staurois parvus, 746 nucleotides. The record is from the annotation of a GenBank genome assembly. NCBI's taxonomy places the organism in Eukaryota, Metazoa, Chordata, Amphibia, Anura, Ranidae.